Messenger RNA from Paramuricea clavata, 926 nucleotides. The record is from the annotation of a GenBank genome assembly. Lineage: Eukaryota; Metazoa; Cnidaria; Anthozoa; Malacalcyonacea; Plexauridae.
AUGGCGUCAAUUCAGACAAACAUGGCCGAAGGGCAGGAAAAAGACAUAUCUGAGACAACGACAACUAUGCAAGCUGACCUUAUUGACCAAGAAAGCGUCAAAAGUGGAAGCACCGAAAGUACAAAGAUUCAAAGUCUACGAAAUAAUAAGAAAUUAGCUAAAAGUAGAAUGACUAAAGUCAGAAAACAGUUGAGUGACCUUAUUGAAAAUCGACCACAAGAUGUGGCACUACCUAGCAAGAAUGCUGUAAGAAGAGCCGUACAUAAAAUUAAUUCUGAGAUGAAUAUUAUUACAAAGAUUAUCGAUAGUCUGAAAGAAGUGUAUGCCAUGACUGAGAACAAUGAAGAAACUAAUACAGUAAUAUAUACAUUAGACAAAGAGUUAGAGGACAUUGGAUAUUCAGUUGAUGUAAUUGUUGAAGGAGCAGAAAAACAUAUAGAAGAUAGAAUUAAUGCAGGGGAGACCGAGUCAGUAUUACUUUCACUUAAAUCGCAUGUUAGUUUGGAUAAAGAUUCAGUACCCCCAAUGUACCGUCCAAUGUACCCUCCAAUGUACCCUCCAAUGUGCCCCCAAUGUGCCCUCCAAUGUACCCCCCAAUGUACCCUCCAAAGUACCCCAAUAUACCUUCAACAAUACCUUCAGACGUAGAGCAGAAACAAUUAGAAGCUAAGAAUGCGAAUGACAGAUUGCAAAGAAUGGAAAAGGAACAACAAGAGAAAGAACAACAGAUGAGAAAAUUAGCAGCUGAACUUGAACUCACCAAGCAGCGAACAGAGGAAGCAAGAAAAGUAGCUGAGCUCAAUAAGUCACGGGCAGAAAAUGCGGAACGACAACUAGUCGAAGAUUGUGAUACUGUAAAGGAUUUUCUUACGAAACAUAAUUUUACAACAGAGGAUCGCCCGAGGGAGUACCAGUUGAAACAAUAA